CUCCCAAGUAUCCAUAAUUUCUACCCCAAAUAUUUUUUUCUACCCCAACCUCCUCACCCACCACAAAGAAGUCUUGAUAUCGUGAUGAUAAAUCACAAUUUAUCUACCCCAAAUCCCUUCAUUUCGUGUACCUGUGUCAUUAAGAAAUUCCCAAGAACUGUGAGAUCCGUUGGGGUAGAAAGAGGAUAUAUAAACCAGGCCUCCUAUCUCCAUCUCCAUGCCAUCCCCUUCAAUCUACUUCAACUUCUUCACUUCACCCCCAAAAAAUCAAAUACAAACAACCACCUCACAAUGUCCACCCAAACAGUCUUCCGCCUCACCCAGGCAGAGGGCAUCUCCGGCCUCCACGCCACGCAAGAACCCAUCCCCACCCCCGGCCCGCACGAACUCCUCAUCAAAAUCCACAGCAUCGCCCUCAACUACCGCGACACCGCCAUCGCAACCUCCACCUACCCGCUCCCCAUCCGCGACGGCGUAGUCCCGACCUCCGACAUGGCGGGCUCAGUCGUCGAACUCGGUCCCCUCGUCACCGGUUUCGAGGUCGGGGAUCGAGUGAUCCCGCCCGUCAGCGCGUCGUACCUGUAUGGCGCGUUUAAAGAGGGCGUGGAUGCGUACGGGAGCGUCGAGGAUGGGAUGUUGAGGGAGUAUGUUGUGUUGCCGGCGCAUAUUGUUGUGAAGCUGCCCACGGGAGCGAAGAUCGGGUUUAGGGAGUGGGCGGCGGUGGUGUGUACCGGUGCUACGGUGUGGAAUGCGUUUUAUGGGAAUGUGGCGUUGAGGCCGGGGGAUACGGUGUUGCUUCAAGGGACGGGAGGAGUUUCUAUCACAGGGCUCGUUUUUGCAAAAGCUGCCGGGGCAAUAAUUAUCGUGACGUCGUCCAGCGACGAGAAGCUCGAGAAGGCGAAGGCGCUGGGUGCUGAUUAUACUAUUAACUAUAAGACGCAUCCUAACUGGGCGGCUGAGGUUCUUCGUCUCACGAACGGCGAAGGUGUAGAUCACAUCAUCGAGAACGGCGGUCUUGGGACGAUUGAACAGAGCCUUGAGUGUGUUGCGGCAUCAGGAGUCAUCUCUCUGAUCGGGUUCUUGUCGAAUGCAGGACAGCAGAGCCAGCCUAGCAUCUUGAUGCCAGCCCUCGUCAAGGCCGUUGUAGUGCGUGGCGUCCGGGGCGGGUCGAAGCAUCAAUUGGAGGAAGUGGUGCGAUAUAUGGGGAAACACGAGCUCGCGAUGCCGGUGGGCAAGGUGUUUGGCUUCAACAGGGAAGAGAUCGUGGCUGCGUUCGAGUAUGUUGCUUCUGGGAAGCACUUUGGGAAAGUGUGUAUUAGUUUGGAUUGAAAUCGGCUAGAAGUUGAAG
Messenger RNA from Mollisia scopiformis, 1348 nucleotides. Its product is annotated as NAD(P)-binding protein. The record is from RefSeq and is a predicted model, not a curated record. The transcript has 2 exons. Gene Ontology annotation, molecular function: oxidoreductase activity. NCBI's taxonomy places the organism in Eukaryota, Fungi, Ascomycota, Leotiomycetes, Helotiales, Mollisiaceae. The coding region runs from base 292 to 1329 and encodes 345 amino acids.